UCUAUAUCUAAAUGUUAAAUCUAUAUCUAAAUGUUAAAUCUAAAUCUAAAUGUUAAAUCUAUAUCUAAAUGUUAAAUCUAAAUGUAAAUCUAAAUGUUGAGUUGACAUGUUAGACUCGAGGAUCGAACAUUCCCAUAUUUACGGUAAUUGUGUUCCCGUUGUGUAACAACGCAUGGAGAAAGCGCGGUAUUUUAGUCACUUCAUGCUGCAAGGCAAGAUGGCCAGUCCUGAACUAGCCCUUGUCAUAGAGCGAGCUGUUGCAGCUGGCGUUAGGGCGGCCCUCCAAGACCGACCGACGCCUACACCAGGAACAAGUCUCGUCGCAACAGACACCACAUCAUUGCCGUCGGUAUCAGCAGUGAUUUCAUCACCAAGUACAGCGACCACAUCACAGAGAUCGGUACCUCUUCCAUCUUUUCCCCAACGAAGUGGUGCAAGACCGGGGUUAAUAAGACGAAGACCUUACAAAACAUUCACAAAGGACAUUGUGUGUUUGCCUUGGUCGACAAACACAAUCUUCUCCAUACCAAGAGGAGACACCAGAACGAAAUUAGCGGAAGAUGGCCUCAUUGGCAAAAUAUCAUUUUCAUCCGAGUGGUCUGAAGUCCAAUUAAAAUUGGAAAUAACAGCCAUCUUUAGAGCCACGUUCGGAUUGUCGGAGAACCAGGAAUUCCCAUUUGAAUAUUUAUGCACCAUAAAGGGAUGUAAAAAACUGAUGAAACCCAAGGUCACCAACUCUUUUCCAUGGGGAGGAAAAGAAGUUGCGUCCAUCUGCUCAAACACAUGCCUGUACAUUUUAGCAGGAAUGCAGAGACCUGCCGAGGAGGAAUUUAUAGCAGUGUCUGAUGACAGUGACUUUGAAGAUCCUGCACCACGGAGAAGGAGAGCCCUGUGGAUUAUGAGGAAGAUGAAGCUGUGGAUGAGGCCAUAAGACGCAGUCUUUUGGAAGAGUCGGUCUUGCUUGAUUCAAGGUCUUCAGAAGUUUUGACCAGAGAAGAGAUAACUGGAAUUCUGAAAGCACAUGCCGAAAUGGUUGUUACCCCAACGCCGAGACCAAUCUUCAUAAGCCGGAGUAAUGUUUGGACCACUGCCUUUCGGCAAUUCAACA
Messenger RNA from Pungitius pungitius (ninespine stickleback), 1108 nucleotides. RefSeq lists its product as uncharacterized. The record is from RefSeq and is a predicted model, not a curated record. NCBI's taxonomy places the organism in Eukaryota, Metazoa, Chordata, Actinopteri, Perciformes, Gasterosteidae. Bases 173 to 931 code for a protein of 252 amino acids. The transcript has 6 exons.